AGUGGUAUAAACGCAGCGGUGAGGAACACGUUCAGUCAGACCGCGCUGGAUAUCGUUUAUCAGUUCACUGCAACUCAGGCCAGCAGAGAGAUAAAACAGCUGCUGAGAGAUGCUUCAGCCGCUCUUCAGGUUCGAGCUCUGAAGGACUACUGCAACAACUACGACCUGACGAGCCUCAACAUCAAGGCCGGAGACGUGAUCACGGUUUUGGAGCAGCACCCUGACGGACGCUGGAAAGGCUGCAUCCAUGAUAACCGAACAGGAAAUGACCGAGUGGGAUACUUCCCUUCCACCAUGGUGGAGGUCAUCAGCAAGCGCACAGGUUUGGCCAGCACAGUCAUUUGCACUCAACAGUUUCAAAAGAUACCGCUGGUUCCUCCGGCAACGGUUGCCCCUGCAAACUCGAUAUUGAACGGCAACGACACCACCUUCCAUCAGAUCCAUAUCCUGCCUCCACCGCCUCCUCCUCCACCUCCACAUUCCCAUCAGCCACUGCUUCCACUUUUCACUUCCUUUGGCUAUAGCAAGUCGCCCGUGACAAGCCCACAGGGAGAAACCCCCACUGUCCCAGGUUGCCGCGGCUCAGAGGUCAGUCCUCACAGCUCCCCCACCACGUCCUGCGGGCCCCAAGGAGGCUCCAACGAAGAGAUCUGGGUUCUGCGCAAACCCACGGCAGGUGGGGACCGCAGCAGUUUGGGCAGUUCUGGCAGUGUGACCAGUGUUCGGUCGUCGGGCAGCGGUCAGAGCGCCGGCAGCGUUCACGUGAUGCACGCACAGUCCGAGGGGGUGAAGCUUCUCGCCACCGUCCUGUCGCAGUCGGCCAAAGCUAAGGAGCAUCUGAUGGAGCAGGCCAAGUCUGUGGACCAACCUGCAGCCUCCUCUCGGACACCGAGCCAAUCAGGAUGUCCGCUCCACGAAGCGCCGCCUUACGACGCCACGGCAACCAGGAAGGGGGAGGGGCCAUGCGAGGGGAAGAGCUCAGAGGCCGUUGUCCAAUGGCUGAGCGACUUUCAGCUGCAGGUCUACGCUCCAAACUUCCUGUCCGCGGGCUAUGACUUGCCCACCAUUAGCCGAAUGACCCCGGAGGAUCUGACGGCUAUUGGAAUAACUAAACCGGGCCACAGAAAGAAGAUGACGUCAGAGAUUAACAAACUGGGUGUCAAUGAUUGGCUGCCUGACCACAAACCUGCCAAUCUGGGCGAGUGGCUGUCUGCGAUCGGGCUGAGUCAGUACCACCAGGUGUUGGUUCAGAACGGCUACGAGAACAUCGAGUUCAUCACCGACAUCACCUGGGAGGACCUGCAGGAAAUAGGCAUCAUCAAACUGGGCCACCAGAAGAAGCUGAUGCUGGCGGUGAAGCGUCUCGCUGAAAUGCAGCGCGGAUCAGACGGUCGGGGGAAGAAGCCUCCACCAAUCACACACACACAGCAGGAAGCGACGUUGAUAGACAGCCCGCCUCCAGAAGAGCUCAUGUCUCCAAAGAUGAGCUCCUUCCAGGACAGCGAGUUGAGCCCCGAGCUGCAGAGCGUCAUCAUGACACAGCCAGGACAGGAAGUCAAAGCUCAGCGAACACGAAGCAAAGACCACGAGGAGAUUCUGAUUGGAGGAGGAGGAGGAGGAGAACGAGAACGAGGAGGAGGAAGAGGAGAAGAAAGAGGUGUUGGAGGAGGAGGAGGAGGAGAACAAGGAGGAGGAGGAGAAAGAGGAGAAGGAAGAGGAGGAGGAGGAGAAAGAGGCGGAGGAGUUAUUGGACCUCCACCGAAAAAGGAGGCUCGGACAAUGCGCCAGCAGAGCAGCCAGGGGAGUCGAGGCAGCGUUUCCUCUCAGGGGAAACACCGUCACUCCCACUCCCACUCCAUGCCUGCGCCUCCCUACACGCCUCCUCACACCUCCACCAAGCCUAGGACCUCCUCUUCCUCCUCCUCCUCCUCCUCCGUCCAGAGCACAGCUUCUCCGCAGACCAAACACAAGCCCACGCCUCCGUUCAUCCAGGGCGAGAGACCCCAGUCUCCUCGAUCAAACCCCCCGCAGUCUCCAACCCAACGAGGGCCUCCGAUAACCCAGAUUCCCCCCCAGACACAACAGCAGCCUCCAGACGUGAUGCAGAACCAGGCUCAGCCUCAGCACCCCCCACAGACACAGGGGAUGGAGCCACAGGUCCCGAUGCUGUGUCUUCCUCCAGAGGUCUCUGAGAGGGAGGAGCCAUCACGCCCGCACACCCUCCCCCGAUACAACUUCUCCGAGGGGGAGUGUGACGACAAGGAGGGAGAGGGGGAAGCCGAGGUGGUGCUGAGUCCACUUCCUGCCCCGGUGGUCAGAGGAGACGGAGUUAAAUACGCAACGCACCGAGUCAGCCGCAGCCACUCGGUCCGCAACCAGGAGAAAAUACGCAACCACUCGCAGACGUUAGCUCUGCGUCAGAAGAAGAAAGGACCGCCUCCACCUCCGCCCAAACGCUGCAGCUCCGCCAUCUCCACCUCCACCUCCAACCUGACGGAGAGCACCUCGUCACCGCGGGGGGGGGGGAUGCUGGACGUGCCGUUCCUCCAGCAGCGGAGGGCCAGCGACCUGGGGGUCUCCGUGGAGACGGUCGUCAUGGAGAAGAGCAGCGUGGGCAGCGUGAGGAGCAUCGCCGCCAUGUUGGAGCUGUCGUCCAUAGGAGGCGGACCAAAAGGCAUGGCGCUGCAGAGGAACUUCCUGCAGGUGGGUAAAACUCGCGAUGCCAUUGGUCUGGACGGGGAGGUGGUGAACCGGAGGAGGACCAUCAGCGGUCCGGUGUCCGAGUUGGUGGAGGCGGCAAGAAGGGAACAACCCACUCCUCAACCUCAACUCUCCGUCCAGCCCUCACCCUCCGUCCAGCAUCCUGCCUCCUCCCCUCCACCAGUGAACGCCUCCUCCAACAACCCCCCGUCCUCCAACAACCCUCCGUCCUCAAACAACCCUCCGUCCUCAAACAACCCCCCGUCCUCAAACAACCCUCCGUCCUCCAACAACCCCCCGUCCUCCCCCCAGCCUCCGUCCAGUUCGUUGGAGAAUCUACCGUUUGCAGACGAGGGAAGUCUGACCAUCCGCCGCCAAGGACGAGGAGAAGGAGAAGGACAG
This is a messenger RNA of Trematomus bernacchii (emerald rockcod), 3102 nucleotides long. RefSeq names its product caskin-1-like. The record is from RefSeq and is a predicted model, not a curated record. Gene Ontology annotation, molecular function: protein binding. NCBI's taxonomy places the organism in Eukaryota, Metazoa, Chordata, Actinopteri, Perciformes, Nototheniidae.